AUGCCUAGAGACGACUUGACCAUCGACUUCGUCAGGAAGAUGCCGCCUGUCGAGUCGCUCGAUCCGGCCUUGAUCCUCGACGAGUGGAUCAACAGGACGCAGAACCUGCCCGAGGAACUGCGCUUCCUUCAGGACGAGAUCGCGGACAAGGACCGUCAGUAUGACAAACUGGUGAGGGAGAUCGAGGAUCGGGAUGGCCGCAUACAGAAGUGGAUCAAGGCCCAUGGCAGCCACCAUCCAAAUCCCAAGGAGGACGAGUAUCGGGCAACCAUCCGAAAGAACUAUGCUCUGGCGGAGCAGCUGUCCAACGAGAAGCUCGCCUUGACCCAGAAGCUGCAGCAGACCCUGGACAAGCACACCCGCCAACUCGACAUGCAAAUCAAGAUGCUCUAUGAUCGCGGCGAGCCUGGCUUCACCGACGCUGACGAGCUCCCAUCUCUACUGCGCCCGACCGCUGCGAACUCCGCGAACGGACCAUCCGUGCAUAAGAACGUGGCGGCGAACUUCACGGUCUCCGCUCUCAAUGGGAUGGUCAACGGCGCACAGGUCCGGGCGGCUAACGCCCAAGUUCGGCACGCCCAGGCGCAACAACACGUCUCGGCGUCUGCGCCAGCCACCCCGGCAGCGAGCAUGAUCAUGAGCCGCCAGGCUCGGGAGAGCUCGGCCGGCCCAUCGACGAAGCGCAUGCCCCGGUCGAACAGCGGGCUAGGCAGCCUCCCCGCAACCUCUAGCGGGCUCGCGCGACACUCGUCCCUCGGACCGGGCACGCCGAAGGGUCAGACCGCCGCGGGCGUCCAGCGUGCCGGGAGCGCCGGGCCGCGCGCAACAUCCAAGGGCUCCCUGGCCGGAGGGGGUCGCAAGGCCGGAACACCAUCCAGCACAUCAGGCCGCAAGAAGGGCACGUCCGGCACCUCCAAAUCCGGUCUAUCACGCGUUAAGCGCGCCAGCAAGAACUCCCCCUCAUCCACCGCCGAAAGCGAUCUCUCCUCAGCCGAAUCAGGGUCCUCCUCAGAAAGCGAAACCCGCACCGGCGGUCGUGGCACCCCCGCCGCAUCCCUCUCCCGCUCUACAUCCAACCAAGCCACCGCCAACUCCAGCCACCGCGAAGCCAGCAGCAGCGGCCACCACCGCCGCUCGCCGUCAUCCACCACCCACCACUCCGGCGGCGGCAGCGCUUCCGUCCCCGACGGCCACCCCGGCGGCGGCGUGGGCAACGCGCACGCAGACCGCCGGCCCAACAGCCCCGCUUCGUACGCGCGCACCACCACCAUGAUCAAGGACGAGGACGGCGAGCUCAUGGAGGUGGACGACGACGAGGCCGGCGACGACAGGAAGUAUUGCUCCUGCCAGAACGUCAGCUUCGGCAACAUGGUAGCGUGCGACAACGACGAGUGCCCCUACGAGUGGUUCCACUGGGGCUGCGUCGGGCUCAAGAGCGAGCCCAACGGCACCUGGUACUGCCCCGAGUGCAGCGAAAAAUUGCGGAGGAAAGGGGGCGGCGGACAUGAGUUCAAGAAGUAUGGGCAGCCGUCUCGUGGCUCCUUCAAAUCGCUCAUGAAAUGCUCAACUACAAAACGUCUAUCGAUGCAAAGCCGAGGCGAGCAGCCAAAGCCAUGA
Molecule: messenger RNA, 1617 nt
Organism: Parathielavia appendiculata
Lineage: Eukaryota; Fungi; Ascomycota; Sordariomycetes; Sordariales; Chaetomiaceae
Exons: 4
Coding region: 1-1617 (538 amino acids)
Biological process (GO): regulation of DNA-templated transcription
Cellular component (GO): nucleus; NuA4 histone acetyltransferase complex
Source: RefSeq, a predicted model, not a curated record